Messenger RNA from Salvia miltiorrhiza (redroot sage), 703 nucleotides. RefSeq names its product prefoldin subunit 5. The record is from RefSeq and is a predicted model, not a curated record. Gene Ontology annotation, biological process: regulation of DNA-templated transcription; protein folding. Gene Ontology annotation, cellular component: cytoplasm; prefoldin complex. The transcript is spliced from 4 exons. Bases 41 to 487 code for a protein of 148 amino acids. Lineage: Eukaryota; Viridiplantae; Streptophyta; Magnoliopsida; Lamiales; Lamiaceae.
AGUGGAAUUGGAGGAGUGGAAUUCGCAGCGGUGAGAAAAAAUGGCGGCGACACCGCGUAUGGAGUUGGAGAAGAUGAGCGUGGAGCACCUGAGGGGCUUGAAAGAGCAGGUCGAUAUGGAGGUCAAUCUACUCCAAGACAGUCUCAACAACAUCCGCUCCGCCAAUGCCCGCCUCGAGAUCGCCUCCGCCGCCCUCCACGACCUCUCCGUCCGCCCCGAAGGGAAGAAGAUGCUGGUGCCAUUGACGGCGUCGCUGUACGUGCCGGGAAAGCUGGAUGAUGCGGAGAAGGUCUUGGUGGACGUCGGCACCGGUUAUUUCAUUGAGAAAACUAUGGUAGAAGGCAAAGAUUAUUGCGAGCGUAAAAUUGCUUUGCUCAAGUUGAAUUAUGACCAACUUCUCGAGGUGGCCGCAAAAAAGAGAAGCAUAGCAGACGAAGCAGGGGCAGUUUUACAAGCAAAGUUGAAGCAUAUGGUCCCCGCACAGUAGUUGUGUUUUGGAUGUAACAUCUUGGUACUUGCUAAAUUUGCAUAUGUUUUGCUUCAGUAACAGGAAGAUGAUUGUAGAGGAGCAGAGAGAGUUUUUUAAUUUUUUUCUCUUGAUCCACUACACUGUGUUGAUGAAUAUUGCUGCAUGGGGAUAUUAGUUUGAGAUUGUGUUAAGCUAUCGAAUAUGUAUAAUUCUCAAAAUUCCAAUUUUACUUUA